Acinonyx jubatus (cheetah) is the source of this 5001-nucleotide messenger RNA. It is a transcript of the gene ELMO2, whose product is annotated as engulfment and cell motility 2. Gene Ontology annotation, biological process: cell motility; actin filament organization. The coding region runs from base 175 to 2337 and encodes 720 amino acids. The record is from RefSeq and is a predicted model, not a curated record. The transcript is spliced from 21 exons. Lineage: Eukaryota; Metazoa; Chordata; Mammalia; Carnivora; Felidae.
CGGAGCAAUAGGAGCCCGGGCUGGCUUUCGGGGGCGGGAUCCCGGGAAGGCCGAGCGGGCGGAGGCUGGUGGCGCGGCGGAGGCGAGACCUCGGCGCGGGAGCUGGGCCUAGGUCGGCGCCCUGGCGGCUGUGUUUGUGUGUGUUUCUUGGAGAAACAGGGCCCAUUGGGAACAAUGCCACCACCAUCAGACAUUGUCAAAGUAGCCAUUGAAUGGCCAGGUGCUAAUGCUCAGCUCCUUGAAAUCGACCAGAAACGGCCUCUGGCAUCCAUCAUCAAGGAAGUUUGUGACGGGUGGUCCUUGCCAAACCCGGAGUAUUACACCCUCCGUUAUGCAGACGGCCCCCAGCUCUACAUCACGGAGCAGACGCGCAGUGAUAUUAAGAAUGGGACCAUCUUACAGCUGGCUAUCUCCCCGUCCCGGGCUGCACGCCAGCUGAUGGAGAGGACCCAGUCGUCCAACAUGGAGGCCCGGCUGGAUGCCAUGAAGGAGCUGGCCAAGCUCUCUGCCGACGUGACCUUCGCCACCGAGUUCAUCAACAUGGACGGCAUCGUGGUGCUGACGCGGCUUGUGGAGAGUGGAACCAAGCUCUUGUCCCACUACAGUGAGAUGCUGGCAUUCACCUUGACCGCCUUCUUAGAGCUCAUGGACCAUGGCAUUGUCUCCUGGGACAUGGUUUCCAUCACCUUCAUCAAGCAGAUUGCAGGGUACGUGAGCCAGCCCAUGGUGGACGUGUCAAUCCUUCAGAGGUCCCUGGCCAUCCUGGAGAGCAUGGUCUUGAACAGCCAGAGCCUGUACCAGAAGAUAGCAGAGGAAAUCACCGUGGGACAGCUCAUCUCUCACCUCCAGGUCUCCAACCAGGAGAUUCAGACCUACGCCAUUGCACUGAUUAACGCGCUUUUCCUGAAGGCUCCUGAGGACAAGCGACAGGAUAUGGCCAACGCAUUUGCACAGAAGCACCUUCGCUCCAUAAUCCUGAAUCAUGUGAUCCGAGGGAACCGCCCAAUCAAAACUGAGAUGGCCCAUCAGCUGUAUGUCCUGCAAGUCCUGACCUUUAACCUUCUGGAAGAAAGGAUGAUGACCAAGAUGGACCCCAAUGACCAGGCUCAAAGAGACAUUAUAUUUGAACUGAGGAGGAUCGCAUUUGAUGCAGAAUCUGACCCUAGCAACGUCCCCGGGAGUGGGAUUGAAAAACGCAAAGCCAUGUACACCAAGGACUACAAAAUGCUGGGGUUUACAAACCACAUCAACCCAGCGAUGGACUUUACCCAGACUCCUCCUGGAAUGCUGGCCUUGGACAACAUGCUGUACUUGGCUAAAGUCCAUCAGGACACCUACAUCCGGAUCGUCUUGGAGAACAGCAGCCGAGAGGACAAACACGAGUGCCCCUUCGGCCGCAGCGCCAUUGAGCUCACCAAGAUGCUCUGUGAGAUCCUGCAGGUUGGGGAACUGCCAAACGAGGGCCGCAACGACUACCACCCGAUGUUCUUUACCCAUGACCGGGCGUUUGAGGAGCUCUUUGGGAUCUGCAUCCAGCUGUUGAACAAGACCUGGAAGGAGAUGAGGGCGACAGCCGAGGACUUCAACAAGGUCAUGCAAGUGGUUCGAGAGCAGAUCACUCGAGCUUUGCCCUCCAAACCCAGCUCCUUGGAUCAGUUCAAGAGCAAACUGCGUAGCCUGAGCUACUCUGAGAUCCUGCGGCUGCGCCAGUCCGAGCGGAUGAGUCAGGAUGACUUCCAGUCCCCGCCGAUCGUGGAGCUGAGGGAGAAGAUCCAGCCCGAGAUCCUUGAGCUGAUCAAGCAGCAGCGCCUGAACCGUCUCUGUGAGGGCAGCAGCUUCCGGAAGAUUGGGAACCGCCGAAGGCAAGAACGUUUCUGGUACUGCCGCUUGGCCCUGAACCACAAGGUCCUGCACUAUGGUGACUUGGACGACAACCCUCAAGGGGAGGUGACGUUUGAGUCCCUGCAGGAGAAAAUUCCUGUUGCAGACAUUAAGGCCAUUGUCACCGGGAAAGAUUGCCCACACAUGAAAGAGAAGAGCGCUCUGAAGCAGAACAAGGAGGUGUUGGAGUUGGCCUUCUCCAUCCUGUAUGACCCCGAUGAGACCUUAAACUUCAUCGCGCCUAACAAGUAUGAGUACUGCAUCUGGAUCGAUGGCCUCAGUGCCCUUCUGGGGAAGGACAUGUCCAGUGAGCUGACCAAGAGUGACCUGGACACCUUGCUGAGCAUGGAAAUGAAGCUACGGCUCCUGGACCUGGAGAACAUCCAGAUUCCCGAAGCCCCACCACCAGUGCCCAAGGAGCCCAGCAGCUAUGACUUUGUCUAUCACUACGGCUGAGCCUGGAGCCAGACUCCGUGUACCCAGGAAGGGAUUUUGGGCCCAGGAGAAACACCUACAGUCUGGUGCCUUGUCUUUUGCUUGUACAGAAUCUGUAGUGACCAUGGUGGCCAGUAAACGCCAGCCAUUCCUCAAACUCACCUCGGACCAUCCAGAGCUUCCUCUGGGUCCCUGCCCACUCUAAGUCACGAGGGCGGGGGUGCUCUGCCCCCCCGUCACCAUGGAGCCUGGGAUCAGAGCGUGAGGCAUGAACAGCAGACGCUCUUGCCUUCCCGGCCAGGGACUGCUUGCGCUGGAGUUAACAAGAGUCACUCACUCACCUUUUCUUCCUGAGCCUGCUCUCCAGUUGGCUGGAUCCCCUUGUGGGCAAGAGCUGGCCCGGGAAAGGCUGCCCCGCAGAAGACAGAAGUUCUGGGCGUGUUGAGAGCCUCAGAGAGACUGCCUUUGGGUGACCCGUGCCUGUGUCUCAGAUCCAAGUGGAGGCCUCGUCCUUUGCUUGGUAGAUGCCUUGCCCUUGCUCUCGUCGCCUUCGUGAGGGCUCACUCCGGCUUCAUUCAGUGCCAAUGAGCUGCUGCUACUGAGGCUCGGCUCUAACAUCUCUGGUCUCCAGAGCCACCAGAUCUCUCUUGCCCACACAGUUGUCUGGGCAGAGGGAAAGUUCUCCCUACAAGCUCUCGGUCUCUCAUCCUGGCAAGUCAAAGACGUGCGAGCUAAGUCCUGUCCUCUAGUCUCAAAGAACUCUGCAGGGAGAGCCCAGAUGAGGCCUGGGCUGAGGCUGGUGAGGCCACUAGAGUCCACUUCCGCCACCCCCCCCCCCCGCCCCCCAAUUUUCAUUUUUUCCUUCCUCGGAGAGAAAUCUCCCACCUAACCUGAAUUGCGGCCCUCCACUUGGCUUUCCUUUGGCCUCCCCGACCUCAGGAAGUUUGGCCUUCCCUUCCCCCUGCUCCCAGUGUUGUGGUUUCUGCCAUUGGCCAUGAUUUCAGGGAGCUAGCUGAGGCCACAGCUGUGCCAAUGGGGCUUCCCUGGUGCUGCGGCACCUAUAAACCAUGUGCCCAGCCUCUCCCCUUGGACACGUGAACACGGUGGCAUUCAGUAUUGGUAGCCUGGCAUGAUAGGUACUGCCCCAUGAAGAGUGUAGUAUAUAUUUUCUUUACUAUAGGCCAUACUUAUACAGACGUGUAUAUAUAUUUAUAUAAGAUCUCCCUAUCCUAGGAUGCAAUGUUGGAGGGAAAAUAAAAUUGGAGGCUCCCCCUAAAAAAAAAAAACAGAAAACAAAAAAACCACUUCCCGUUGUGAGCCAAGAGAGUGACCCGAGAGCAGCCAGGAGCUUCCUGUCGGUAACCAUGUUUUCAAUAAAUACUCUUUCAUGUACAAACUGCGGUACCUAUUAACAGCCAUGUCUCUGUACUUGCCGUCUGCCCAAGGGAGCUCUCACCUUCACAAGCCUUCAUUUCAUUGUGUCCGGGAGACUUGGAGAGCUCCAGCUGGAGCCCCCAGCCAGCUUCCAAGGGCCCCCCCCCCUUUUCAACCGCUCCGCCCUCCCCGUGCGUGGGCAUGCAUGCAUGCACACACACACACACACACACACACACACGCUUCCACAGUUAAGGAUGCUCACAGAUUGUUGCACCAGGACAGUGUUUUCUGCCCAGGCUUGCUGGGCACAGCAGGGAAAGGCAUUCUGUAUACCCCCGUGAACAUAUCCUCCCUCUUCUCCCUGCCAGGGACACAGCCAGGGAACAGCUCAAAUUCUUGUGACUUACAAAGAAGACACGUUCUUCACCCUGUGUGUUGCCGGUGCUUAGUGCCCAGCCCUCCAGCUGGUGUUGGAGGCUGUUGCUCCAAAACUCAGCCUUGGUAGCUGGGAGGCCUGAAUGAGGGUGGUGAUGAAAAUAGAUCCUCUCUCUCCCCUCGAGAAGGGGGCGAGGACGAGCUCUUUCAAAAGGCAUAGAAAGUUGCGGUGCAGGCCUUUAGAACUAACUACAGCCAAGACCUUGGGCAGUGAUGGGUGCCACUGUGGGUGCUUGGAACCAGUGCCUGCGUGAUGCCAGCUGGCGGUGGCUGGGAGUGGCAGCGGUUUGCAGAACGCGCUGCUCGCACCCAGGUCUUGAGCCUUCUUUUCAGAGGGGCCAGGGAAGUCACACACCGGGAUCCACGUUUGCAGCCAGCGUUAAAAGAGAGCCGAGGAGGCACUGGGAAGGGAAGACAAAAAGCCCUAAACUGGGCCUCAGUCUGCAACCCUAGCCUGCCCUGACCUCCUAAGGGUUCUUGCCUCUGCCUCUUCUCAUCCAUCCUGCAAGACGAGUGAGAUCUGAACUCCUUAGCUGGCGUUUUUGAGACCACUGCAACCUGCCCCUUAGCUACUUUUCCAACCAUAGCUUUGGUUAACUCUCCUUAUAAGCAACUGGGCUAGAGCCAGGCUCCAGUCUUCCCCUCUCCUCCUAUUUCCUGUGCCCAGGACAUUCCCCACCCCUCCUACUCAACCUGUGGAAAUUGAGGUAAUUCUUCUUAGAAAGUUUCAGGCAGGGGAGAUGCCUGGGUGGCUCAGUCGGCUGAGCUCUUGAUUUCAGCUCGGGUCACGAUCUCAUGGUUUGUGGGUUCGAACUCCACCUCAGGAGGCACCUGACAGCACUGAGGCUGCUUGGGAUUUCCCCUCUCUCUCUC